UCAGUUUGUAAAAUCGCCUCGAACGGUUCGGAUCGAAAGCGCGCGCGAAGAGAACGUACGGCCAACUCCCCGGAAAGGAAGAAAAACAGAGGAAGGAGGCGCACACCCCCAAAAAGAAAACGAGUGUAGUUUAGUAGUGCAUUAGUCCACAGUUUAGUUCUCCCCUUGGUUUCACAAUUUUCAACAGGCCCAAAACAUUGGUUUCCUGCGUUUCCCCGAGUUUUCCUGCGACCAGAGUCCCAAAGAUCCCAGCAAAUCGGAACUAUGUUUACGGGCAGAGCGCAACGAGGCCGCAGGAUGAGAGAAUAGCGCCAUGUUGUCCAAUCCAGCCCCAACCUAUGGUGGUCCGAGGUCUUGAGACGUGAUCCCCUGUGGGUGCCGAAGAGUGGAUCGCAGGAAGUGACAGGAAAGAGUGGUGCCUGGGACGAGGGGCACUACUAACUGCAAAAAUCGUGGGCAAGGACAACGAAAGGCAUUCAGGUUGGAGAGUAAAAAAAGAAAACAAUGAAGUCCCAAGAAAGAACACACGAAAAUAUUUAUUAAACCCACACAAAAAACCCACAAAAAACGGAAAGUAAAGAAGUACUUGAGUUGUGGAAGCACCUGAGUGAAAAACCCAAGAAGAAAAAAAAACCAUAACAUAAACUUUUAGUUUAUCCAUUAAAUACUUUAUUUAGAUUAUUUUAAUUUCUAUAACACUGAUAUACUUUAAUAUCUCCAACCAAAACCCAUUGAUAUUCAAUUCAAUUGAUUAACGAACUUGUUUGUAAAUGAUUGACUUUUGAGUUCUUGAUUGAGACAAUGACUUAUAUACCUAAAAAAAUGCAACACUAUGCGCAUGCAGCCAUGAAUCUGAUCAAUAUGGAUUCGGAGAACCGGGUGGUGCUCAAUGUGGGUGGCAUUAGGCACGAAACCUACAAAGCCACGCUGAAAAAGAUUCCGGCAACGCGACUAUCGCGACUGACAGAGGCCCUGGCCAAUUAUGAUCCGAUACUGAAUGAGUACUUCUUUGAUCGGCAUCCGGGAGUCUUCGCACAAGUGCUCAACUAUUACAGAACCGGUAAGCUGCAUUAUCCCACAGAUGUGUGCGGACCGCUGUUCGAGGAGGAAUUGGAGUUCUGGGGCCUAGACUCGAACCAAGUGGAGCCCUGCUGUUGGAUGACAUAUACACAGCAUCGCGACACCCAGGAAACCCUUGCCGUAUUGGAUCGACUCGAUCUGGAUACGGAAAAACCGUCCGAAGAGGAAUUGGCUCGCAAAUUCGGCUUCGAAGAGGACUACUACAAAGGCACCAUAUCCUGGUGGCAGGAGAUGAAGCCGCGCAUUUGGUCCUUGUUCGAUGAGCCCUACAGUUCCAAUGCCGCCAAGACCAUUGGCGUGGUUUCGGUGUUCUUCAUCUGCAUUUCGAUCCUGUCGUUUUGCCUGAAGACCCAUCCCGACAUGCGAGUGCCCAUCGUCCGGAAUAUUACAGUGAAAACAGCGAAUGGAAGUAACGGCUGGUAUUUGGACAAAACCCAGACCAAUGCGCACAUAGCCUUCUUCUAUAUCGAAUGCGUUUGCAAUGCCUGGUUCACCUUUGAAAUAUUGGUGCGCUUUAUAUCAUCGCCAAACAAGUGGGAAUUCAUCAAGUCAUCUGUUAACAUCAUAGAUUACAUAGCGACGCUUAGUUUUUAUAUCGAUCUAGUGCUUCAGCGGUUCGCAUCGCACCUGGAGAACGCUGACAUCCUCGAGUUCUUCUCAAUCAUCCGCAUCAUGCGACUGUUCAAGCUGACGCGCCACUCGUCCGGCCUGAAGAUCCUCAUCCAGACGUUCCGGGCCUCGGCCAAGGAGCUGACCCUGCUGGUGUUCUUCCUCGUCCUGGGCAUCGUGAUCUUCGCCAGCCUCGUCUACUACGCGGAGCGCAUCCAGCCGAAUCCGCACAACGACUUCAACAGCAUCCCGUUGGGUCUGUGGUGGGCCCUGGUCACCAUGACCACCGUGGGCUACGGGGACAUGGCCCCCAAAACCUACAUCGGUAUGUUCGUGGGCGCCCUGUGCGCCUUAGCCGGCGUACUAACCAUCGCACUGCCAGUGCCCGUCAUCGUCAGCAACUUCGCCAUGUACUACUCGCACACGCAGGCCAGGGCCAAACUGCCAAAGAAGCGGAGACGAGUGCUUCCCGUCGAACAGCCGAGACAGCCCAGAAUACCAGGUGCCCCUGGUGGUGUCAGUGGCUGUGGCACCCCGGGCUCGGGUCCCCAUUCCGGUCCCAUGGGAUCCGGUGGAACUGGACCACGUCGCAUGAACAAUAAAACGAAGGACCUGGUCAGCCCCAAGUCAGAUGAAUAUACAACAAUGAUUGGCAAACCGCGCGAUGGCAAAAAGAGCAGGCUGCUCUAAGCCAAAGAACACAACAACAGCAACAACAACAUGAACCACGAAACAACAACAACCACAACAGAACCAGCUGAAGAACCAAUAAUCCCCCAUACCAUUACUUCCAAGCUAAGACUUGCAAUGAGAGAUGAUGAUGAUGAAGAUCUUUUCUAUAUAAGAAUUUGGCAAACUGAUCUAUGAGUAAACGAAGGAAUAAUAGAGAGAAGCAAAAAUGCAACCCCGAGGACUGGAUUAAGAUCAAAUAACGGAUAAAGAUCGUGGUACGUUGGAUCGAAAGAAAAGUUCUGGACGCCAUAUAGCCAUAGAUAUGCAUAUAGUCGUAUAUGGUUUAUCGUUUACUCGUGUCGGCGACGUCUGCUAUUGUUACUACUACCACUCCAACCUGCUAUAUAAUCGUAUAUAUAUCUAUACAAUAUGUAAUUUUCUACGUGUUUUCCUCUCUCUCUAUAUUUCUCCACCUAUCUUUACAUAAAUAAUAUUACAUAUAUUAUAUAUCGUGUACGUGUUGUUCUUCAGUUCUGGCUCGUUCGUUACUUCGUUACCAGUGUAUAAGAUAUAAGAUACUAUAACUAUACUCAGAUCUGUAACCGUAUCUUCUCUCUCUCUCUCUGUGUGCGUGUGUAAUUUUGUGAUACUUUGUUUUUAGUCCCAAUGCCCCCAAAUCAGAAAUCCCUUAGCUAUGUAAAAUUGAUCAAAAAACAUCGAAAAAAACAUUUGUAUUAUCUCGAACUCUUGUAUUUCAGAUAUGGCCUUCAGUUUCGACUAAGACAGAUAACAGAACAGAACCAGAAAGAUAUUUUGUAAUUUGUUAAGCCCGCUCAAGACACAAAACAAGAAAAAACUCAGCAACAAAAUCGAAAUCGAAACGAAAUCAAAACGAAACCUCAGUUAUAUACAAACCGUAAAGAACUAAUAAGUCCCCGGUUCGUUCAUCUAUCAUCUAACUACUUAUCAGCUAACCAAAACUCGGACUCUGCUGGGCGGGUGUGUGUUGGUUAAAAACCUUUAUUAUCUACCCCUAACAACCUCCAACUUUCUCGCUCUCUUCCAACCCGAAAAAAUUCCCAACUAAAAGUGUCAAAUAGUUGAAAAACUUUGAAACUAGUUCGUAGCAAGCAGAAACUCUAGAGUUUAGAGCCACCUUCACGAAUCCGAUUUCCCAGCAUUUGAUUCUACAAAGUUUCCCCCCGCCCCCCUCUGUUGCCUGAGUCCAAAAUAUCCACCCGAGCGAAAAUCUUUGCCAAAUGUAGUUUGCAGAUACUGUAUCUAGCCUUAUAUGUGUGUGUUUAUUUGCCGAGCAUGCUGCAUGUGACCCGAAUUUUGACCCGAGUCUUGGAGUGUGAUUAGUGUUUCCAUAGUUGUGUGUGAUGUUUGUAAUCGUGUUCGUGUUACACUACCCACCCCCCAGAAAACCACCCCACCACCCCUCGUAUAUCGUAGUAACCAAGUGCACCCAGUAAUUACCAUCAGCAAUUUUGAAAAAGUUGCCUCCCACCUGUCAUAAUAAAAUUCAAAGUUUACCGAAUUCGGAAUCUCCAGCUUGACUAACCGACUUAAUGAAAAUAAUAUAUUUACUUCUCUCUCUCUUUUUCUUUCUCUGUUUUUCUCUUACUCUUCCUGGACCUCCCACUACUAUAUCUAUCUAUUGUUUCCGGCUAUAUAACUCCACCUACUCCACCUACUUCCUACCCGAAACCGAAAUUGAUAAUCCUUUCUGUGGCGGGGUUAAAACAAAAAGUUGCUCAACUUUUCGCAGGUCCGCUGGGCGCAAGUAUUGUGGCCAUGAGUCCCAGGACAAUGUUGGACCUGAAUCCUGCCCUGGCGAUGGGCAAGCCGUCGUUUCAGCCCCG
Molecule: messenger RNA, 4226 nt
Organism: Drosophila suzukii
Lineage: Eukaryota; Metazoa; Arthropoda; Insecta; Diptera; Drosophilidae
Source: RefSeq, a predicted model, not a curated record